Stegastes partitus (bicolor damselfish) is the source of this 6888-nucleotide messenger RNA. RefSeq names its product tectorin alpha (gene tecta). Gene Ontology annotation, biological process: cell-matrix adhesion. The record is from RefSeq and is a predicted model, not a curated record. Bases 1 to 6888 code for a protein of 2295 amino acids. Gene Ontology annotation, molecular function: protein binding. The transcript is spliced from 27 exons. Lineage: Eukaryota; Metazoa; Chordata; Actinopteri; Pomacentridae.
AUGCACCACGAGCGCCCCGACGUCAAGGCCGUCAGACUUGGGAGCAGGCUGAUGGGUGAUACGGGUUACUUCCACUGUCCUCCUGCAACAAAGACCCAACUGACUGCCCUCUCCUUCCCAGACCCGAUCAGCGUGGAUCCACCUGAGAUUUCCCCUCAGCUUCCACAGCUUCUGCAGGAACCUGUGAAUCUCCUCCACGUUGCUCCCUCGAAGGACGUUUUAAACGCAACACAAACCCUCUGGAUUGCUGCUGCUGCUUCUGCCGGCAAACCUGUGGAGCUGGAAGUGGAACUGAACCUGCGUGAGGACAUCCAGGCUGCUCUGCAAAGCCUUCAUCCCGUCACUCCCUCCAUCAGCACCAUCACUCUGUGGAUGGUCCUGUGCUGGAUGGGACUGUGCUGUGUGGAGAUCGCCAGAAUGGUCAGGUCAGGCUGUCCAGUCAUUCUGCUCCAUCUCUUCAGCAUCCUUGCACAGAUAGGAGCUCAAACUCAGGAUAUCCUUUAUCCGUAUGGACCUGGCCAUAGGGAUCUCGAAACCCCCAAGAUGGACGAUGGGAGUUCUUCUGAAAUCACGUUGCUUAUCCCCUUCAUUUUCUUCAACAUCCCCUACCGUUCCAUCUAUGUCAACAACAAUGGUGUGAUCUCCUUCCACGUGCAGGUUAGCCAGUUCACACCAGAGGCUUUUCCGCUGAGUGACAGCAGAUCAUUCAUUGCUCCACUUUGGGCAGAUGUGCACAACGGCAUCCGUGGAGACGUGUACUACCGAGAGUCCACCGAGCCGGAAAUACUGGAAAGGGCGACGCAAGAUGUCCGGAAGUACUUCAAAAACAUGCCCACCUUCACGGCCACCUGGGUCUUUAUUGCAACGUGGCACCAGGUCACCUUCUACGGAGGCAGCCAGACGACUCCGGUGAACACAUUCCAAACUGUACUCAUCUCAGAUGGCGUGGCGUUCUUCAGUAUGUUCAACUACGGAGAAAUCACAUGGAGCACAGGAACGGCCAGCGGUGGAGAUCCUCUGACAGGACUGGGUGGGACCACAGCUCAGUCAGGUUUUAAUGGCGGAGACAUUGGUCACUUCUUCAACCUGCCGGGGUCUCGCUCGAACGACGUGGUGAACAUUGAACAGACAACCAACGUGAACAUUCCUGGACGCUGGUUCUUCCGCGUAGACACUGAGCUGAUCGAUCCUGCCAACGGCUGCAGCUACAAUGGUCGGUACUACAGACGAGGGGAAAUCUUCUGGUUGUCCGACCAGUGCUCACAGCGAUGCCGCUGCCUGGACACCGAUAACGAAGUGCAGUGUUUGGAGGCUCCAUGUGGGCAGCUGGAGACCUGCGAGCAGCAGGAAGGAGCUUUUUACUGCCAGCCCACCCGCACCAGCACCUGUGUGGUGUUUGGAGACCCCCACUACCACACCUUCGACGGCUUCCUCUACCACUUCCAGGGCACCUGCUCCUACCUGCUGGCCCGGCCCUGCUGGGAGGUGGCCGGGCUGCCCUUUUUCAGUGUGGAGGCCAAAAACGAGAACCGUGGGGUGGCCUCUGUGUCCUGGCUUAGAGACGUCACUGUGGAGGUGUACGGCCACCGAGUCAUGUUACCCAAAGGCAGCUUGGGAACAGUCCAGGUGGAUGGCUUGAUGAAGACUUUGCCGGUCCAGCUGCAGCUCGGUGCUGUCAGGGUUUACCAGUCUGGGGUUGCUGUUGCUUUAGAAACAGACUUUGGACUGUUGGUAACCUACGACGGCCAACACUAUGCAUCCAUCUCUCUACCCAGCUCCUACUUCAACAACACCUGCGGCCUUUGCGGUAACUAUAACGACGACCCCGCCGACGAUCCCGUGCUGCCCGAUGGCUCUUUGGCAGAAAGCGUGGUGGAGCUGGGAGGCAGCUGGCGAGCCGAGGACACCGACUGGAGGUGCACGGAUGGCUGCGCUCAGAACUGCAGCGUGUGUGACCCGCUCACAGAAGCUUUCUACUUCCGCUCAGACUACUGCGGCCUCAUCAACAAAACUGAUGGACCUUUUAGGGACUGCAGAGCUGUGGUCGACCCCACGGCAUUUGUGUAUAGCUGCGUGUACGACAUGUGCAGCAACAGGGAUAACAUCACCACCCUGUGCCAGGCCAUCCAAGCGUACGCUCUGGCUUGUCAGGCUCUUGGUGUCACGAUACGACCCUGGAGAUCUCGUACCUUCUGUGCCCUGUCGUGUCCAGAGUUCAGCAGCUACCAGGUGUGCACUAGUGCCUGCCCGGCGUCCUGCUCGGACCUCACCGCUCCGCUGUACUGUGCUCAUCCCUGCACAGAGGGCUGCCAGUGCGACCCGGGCUACGUCCUCAGCGGCAGUCGCUGUGUGCAGCGCGACGACUGUGGCUGCGAGUACAACGGCCUCUACUACCCCCUUAAUGACACCUUCUGGGCCGGCCCCAGCGGCGAAGAAGGCGAAUGCACCCUCCGCUGCACCUGUGGGCCUGCCGGGGAAGUCUCCUGUUUCAACGAGUCCUGUAAAGAGGGCGAGGUGUGUGUGGCAGAGGUGGGCUUGCUGGGUUGCUACCCUCGGAGGGAGGGAGUGUGCUCAGUCACCCAGAACUCCGUGACAUCCUCCUUUGACGGCACCUUCCUGCUUUUCCCGGACGACAGCUCGUACUACCUGCUGAAGCUGUGCGCCCCGGUGCCGGCCAACGGCUCGAUGGUGGAGGUGAAGAUCGGCAGGCGGCUGGUGAACAAAGGUCCCGCUUGGAAAAGACCUGUGGUGGUUACGGUGGCUAACCUGGAGGCACAGAUGGGAGGGUUGGACUUUGACACAGUGAAGGUGAACGGUGAACUGGUGGCGCUCCCGUACGUCCAUCCAAUGGAGACAAUGAUGAUCUACAGAGCACCGGGCAACGCUACAGUGGUGGAGUCCCGUGGUCUGAUCCGCGUCCACUACACUCGUCAGGGAUUCCUCAACAUCUCCCUUUCUACCCUUUUCUACAACGUCACUUGCGGUCUGUGUGGCGUCUUUAACAGCAAUACCACCGAUGACCUUCGUCUACCUAACGGACGCUUGGCAGAAUCUACCGAACAGUUCACGGAGGGCUGGCGGUCCAUCGCUGACGAUCUCACCUGCAACGGGGACUGCGACGACCUGUAUCGCAUGUGCACAGACUUGCGUCUUUACCAGAGUCCUUGGAUGUGCGGCAACAUCAACGAUCCGGGGAAUAGCUCCUUUCUGGCGUGUCAUGCGGUGGUGAACCCGUCACCGUUCUUCAGGAACUGCUUGUACAACAUGUGCGUGAAGGAAGGGAACCGGUCGGCGCUGUGCUCUUCGCUGCAGGCUUAUGCCACCGCCUGUCAGGAUGCUCAAGUGGGCCUCGCUUCCUGGAGGAGCGCCACCAACUGCCCUCUUCCCUGCCCAGAGAACAGUCACUUUGACGAAUGCACCAGCGCCUGCCCUCUGACCUGCUCCAACCUGGACGAGCCGGAGGAGCCGUGUCCUCUGGCGUGUCAGGAGGGCUGCCAGUGCGAGGACGGCUUCGCGCUGCGUGACGGACUGUGUGUGGCUCGCAGCGACUGUGGCUGCCUGAGCCACGGCCGCCAGCUGGCCACCAAUCAGACUUUCUGGACGGACUGGGAGUGCCAGGAGCGCUGCUACUGCAACGGCUCCGACAACAGCGUGUACUGUCAGCUGGCGCCCUGUCACCCCGAGGAGUACUGCCAGGAGAGCGACGGCCUGUACUUCUGCCAGCCGCGCACUGAGGCCCUGUGUGUGGCUGCUGGUUACGGACAUUUUCUGCCGUUCGGCGGCGUGCCGUUUGAGCUGCAGAGCUCCUGUACUCUCAGGUUGGCCACCACCAGCUGUGGGAGGGAGAACAGGGACCACGCGAGUGGCACCUUCCCUCAAUUCAAACUGGCCGCUCGUAAUGAGGAAAGAGACACGGGCCAGGCCAUCUGGGUGAGGGGCUUUGUGUUGGAAGUCUAUGAGUAUGAAAUUGAGGUGUCACGAAGCUACAAAAACACUGUCACGGUGAAUAAGGAGCGUCUGUACCUCCCUCUGAAGCUCGGCCCGGGGAAGGUCAACAUCUUCACCUUGGGAAUGCAGCUCAUUCUGGAGACAGACUUUGGCCUGAAGGUGGCCUUUGACUGGAACACGCUCCUCCUGUUGACUUUGCCCCGCGACCUGUACAACACCUCGUGCGGCCUCUGCCAGGGCAUGCCCUUAUCCCCACCCACCCUCACCACCACCGACUGGGGCAUGUCCUGGGCGGAGAGGGACACCUUCUGCCAGGUGGGCUGCGGAGACUCGUGCCCGCGCUGUGGCCUCGGGGAGAAAAGCGGCCUGAGCGACGCGGUGAGGCUGUGCGGGCUGAUUGUGGAUCGAGGAGGCGUGUUUGCUCGCUGCCACAGCAAGGUGGCGCCAGCGUUCUUUUACCAGAGCUGCCUGCAGGACACCUGUCUGGACCAGGGGGCUCAGGAUACAAUCUGUAACUGGCUGCAGGUUUACGCCAGCACCUGUCAGACCCAAGGAGUGCCCGUUACGGGCUGGAGGAGUGACUCGCCGUGUGUCCAGAGCUGUCCACCCAACAGCCACUACUCCAGCUGCAUGUCGGUGUGCCCGCCCCAGUGCGCCCCCGCCCGCGGCCAGAGGGACUGCAGCCAGGACUGCGUGGAGGGCUGCCAGUGCGACCAGGGCUACGUGCUCAACGGCAAGAGCUGCAUCCUGCCUCAGAACUGCGGCUGCUACACUGACGGCAAGUACUACGAGCCCAAACAGCUGUUUUGGAACAGCGACUGCACCAAACGCUGCCAGUGCAUCGGUCGUAACCUGAUCCAGUGCGACCCGAGGCGCUGUAAGGCCGAGGAGGAGUGCGCUCUGCGCUACGGGGUCCGAGGCUGCUUCGCCCGGCGCUCCCAGCACUGCGUGGCAUCGGGCGGCGGCGUCUUCAGGACGUUCGACGGCGCGUCGCUGAGGCUGCCGGCCUCCUGCUCCUUCGUCUUGUCCACAAACUGCCACAAGCUGCCCGACCUCUCCUUCCAGCUCAUCGCUAACUUCGACAAGUGGAGCACGCCCAACCUCACCACCAUCUCUCACGUCUACCUCUACAUAAAUGAGGAGAACAUUCUCAUCUCUGGCAGCACCGUCAAGGUCAACGGCACGCCGGUAUCGGUGCCGUUUCUAACAGGCCUGAUGACACGUCUGUCCACGUCCGAAGGUUUCAUUGUCAUCGACACGCCGCAGGACAUCCAGGUCCGCUACAACCGCUUUAACACCCUGAGCAUCACAAUGGGUCAGCGGCUCCACAACAAGGUGUGUGGCCUUUGUGGGAAUUUCAACGGGGACCCCAGUGACGACUACAUCACCUCCAGGGGCAAGCCGGCUGUCAGCGCCCUGGAGCUGGCCCAGAGCUGGAAGACCAACGGUAUGCAGAACAGCUGCGACGAGACCCAAUACGUGGCUUUGGCUCAGUCCUGCGACAACUCGGCCGUCCUGGCUCUGCAGGGCGAAGACGCCUGCCAGAAGCUGACCCAGCUGAAGGGCUUCUUCCAGCCGUGCCACGGCCUGCUGGACCCCCGGCCCUUCUACCAGUCCUGCUACCUGGACGGCUGCUACAACCACCGCAAGGCUCAGGUCUGCGGCUCGCUGGCGGCCUACGCCGAGGCCUGCCGCUCCAUGGGCACCCUCACCACCAAGUGGAUCACCCAGGAGAACUGCUCAGAAUGGAUCUACGACCCCUGUGCAGGAGAGAUCUGCACAAACUUCACCUGUGAGCUGGAGAACGGAGGCGACCUGUGCGGCUGUCCCGAGCUGCCCACCAGCACCGGAGGCGACGACGACAUCAUCCAGGCGGAGGUGACCUGUAAACAUGCCCUGAUGGAGGUUUCCAUCUCCAAAUGCAAACUCUUCCAGCUGGGCUUCGAACGAGAAGACGUCCGGAUCAACGACGAGCGCUGCGCCGGCAUCGAGGGAGAGGACUUCAUCUCCUUCCACAUCAACAACACCAAGGGACACUGCGGCUCCAUCGUACAGUCGAACGGCACCCACAUCAUGUACAAGAACACUGUGUGGAUAGAGAGCGUGAACAACACCGGCAACGUCAUCACCAGAGACAAAACCAUCAACGUGGAGUUUUCCUGCGCUUACGAGCUCGACCUGAAGAUCUCGCUGGAGACUGUCCUCAAACCCAUGCUCAGCGUGAUAAACCUCACCUUACCGACCCAGGAGGGAAACUUCAUCACCAAGAUGGCUCUGUACAAGAACUCCUCGUACCGCCAUCCGUACAGGGAGGGCGAGGUGGUGCUCAGCACCCGGGACGUCCUCUUCGUCGGCGUCUUUGUGGAAGGAGCUGACGAAAACCAGCUCAUCCUCAUUGUAAAUAUGUGCUGGGCCACGCCGUCCCGCUACAGCAGCGACCGACUCCGAUAUAUCAUCAUAGAGCGAGGGUGCCCAAACAUCAAGGACAACACCAUCGGCAUGGCGGAGAACGGCGUCUCGCUCACCUGUCGCUUCCACGUCACCGUCUUCAAGUUCAUCGGGGAUUACGACGAGGUCCACCUGCACUGCGACGUCUCGCUGUGCGACUCCGAAACGAACGCCUGCAAAGUGAACUGUCCACACAAGAGGAGGAUGUACUCGGAGGACGGCGACCACAAAGAGCACAUACUGUCUGUGGGGCCGAUAAGACGGAGAGAGUCCGACUGGUGCGAGGACAACAACGGAGGCUGUGAGCAAAUCUGCACCAGUAAAGGCACUGGGCCCAUCUGCAGCUGCGUGACUGGGAUGCUGCAACGAGAUGGAAAAAGCUGCCGGACGGUGAGCUCCAGCUGCAGCCUCACUCCAGCGGUUCCUCUGCUGAGCGUCGCCGCCGUCGUCUCCUGGUUCCUGGCUCGUGCUCACGUUCUCCUCGUCUCCUAA